Molecule: messenger RNA, 873 nt
Organism: Aegilops tauschii subsp. strangulata
Lineage: Eukaryota; Viridiplantae; Streptophyta; Magnoliopsida; Poales; Poaceae
Product: T-complex protein 1 subunit theta-like
Molecular function (GO): ATP binding; ATP-dependent protein folding chaperone
Source: RefSeq, a predicted model, not a curated record
CUUGAAAACUAUGCUAAAACUGAGGAAGCAAAGGUGGAGGAGCUUAUCAAAUCUGUGGCUGAUUCAGGUGCCAAGGUCAUUGUCAGUGGAGCAGCAGUUGGUGAUAUGGCAUUGCAUUUUUGUGAACGUUACAAGCUAAUGGUUCUGAAAGUCAGCUCAAAGUUUGAGCUUCGGAGAUUGUGCCGUACUACUGGGGCUGUAGCACUUUUGAAGCUUAGCCGGCCAAAUGCGGGCGAAUUAGGAUAUGCAGACUCUGUUUCGGUGGAAGAAAUAGGCGGUGCUCGAGUGACUGUUGUCCAAAAUGAAGGAGGUGGAAAUUCAGUGGCUAGUGUUGUCUUGCGAGGCAGUACUGAUUGUAUAUUAGAUGAUCUUGAAAGAGCUGUUGAUGAUGGCGUAAACACGUACAAGUGUAUGUGCAGGGACAGUCGGAUUAUUCCUGGAGCUGCUGCUACAGAAGUAGAACUAGCAAAGAAAUUGAAGCAGUUUUCUCUGAAGGAAACAGGGUUGGAUCAGCAUGCCAUUGCAAAAUUUGGUGAAAGUUUUGAAAUGGUUCCAAGAACACUUUCUGAAAAUGCUGGACUUGGUGCAAUGGAGAUAAUAUCUUCCCUCUAUGCUGAGCAUGCUGCUGGCAAUGUGAAAGUUGGCAUUGACUUGAAGGAAGGUGCUUGCAAGGAUGCGUCAAUUAUGAAAAUAUGGGACCUCUACAUUACAAAGUCCUUCGCUCUAAAAUACUCAGCAGAUGUUGUAUGUACUGUACUACGGGUUGACCAGAUCAUCAUGGCUAAGCCAGUAGGAGGUCCACGGCCCCCCAAACAAGGCGGUAUGGACACUACUAGGAAAAGGGCUAUAGAUAAUAUUGACAUUAACAUGUGA